Molecule: messenger RNA, 666 nt
Organism: Pyricularia oryzae 70-15
Lineage: Eukaryota; Fungi; Ascomycota; Sordariomycetes; Magnaporthales; Pyriculariaceae
Exons: 3
Coding region: 1-666 (221 amino acids)
Source: RefSeq, a predicted model, not a curated record
AUGCUUGCUCUGCUUUGGUUGUGGUUGAGGUGGUUUUUUUUUUUUUUUGGUUUUUUUUUCCUUCCCCAAGAGCAGGGUGCAGGGCAGAGGCAGCGCGGCGCAGCGCAGCGCAGUACCCAGCUACAAUCGCGCAUGCACAGGAGUAGGAAGCUGAUGAGGCAAACGACGAACCGGACUGAUCACAGCUUCCUCAUUGCAUUUUUUUGGUUCAUGGAAUUUUGUGAAGGCAAGAGGGUGAGGAAGAGGAUAGGAAUUGAUCGCGCGGAUGUGAGGCUAGAGGAGCAAAUUGCUUCUCUACUGGUUGGGGUUGGAAUUCACAGGACCCAACCCGCCCAAGCCUUCGUUACCCAACCCCCAAAAGGGGCCCCCCCCAAAAACCUUGCCGUGUCUGAAAUUCGUACCAACGGUCGUUUCAAGAGCUGCAAGCCUGACAAGCCUGAUUAUCGUUCAAUCGGCGGAAUUGAUCCCAAGGACAUGCGUAAUUCUUACAGCAAGAUAGCAUGCAAACGCACGGUUGCAAUCUCGCAGAGAUCCCAACCCAAUUGCGUUGAAGCCAACCGUAUCCAACAAACAGGCUCGGGGCUGUACCCCCUUUCUGGAUUAAGACUACCGGAUGUCCGUCAUGGUAAGAUGGGCUUUCUUUCAUUAUCCAUUACGCCUCGAUAG